CAUAUAUUACAAUGAUCAGUGACAGCACGGAAGUUAAUAUAGAAGAAAAACGAAUAUUAUUAUUGUAUUGUGUUGCGAGCGGUGUUCCAACGCCAACAGUUCAGUGGGUGAAUAGAACUGAACCUAACGAGUUCAAACAUAUUGGCGAGUCAUCUAAUACACAAGUAAUCUACCAACUAACAGACAUAACUUCAACAACAAGGUUCUCUUGUUUGGCCGUAAACGACGUAGAUGAAGUACGUAGUGAAGAUGUGAUUAUCUCAUUAGAAGGUCCAAUAUGUACAGACUUCUACAAUUCAUCUCAAGUAUUUGUGGAUUCGAAUCCUGUUUGUUAUAAUGAAACAGUAGAGAACAUUUCUAGAACCAAUGGAACGUCUGAUGGAUUAUCUUACAUUGGUUAUUUUUAUAAUAAAACUGUCCUGCUCGGUGCGUUAUUAUCCUCAUACUCGUACUCAUCUUCAUCUGAAGAACAACUUGGUCCUACCGUAUUACCUAUUGAAAUAGUGAUCUCGAACGUAAUGUCUGGUGCCGUUAUCUAUAGUCAGGUGUUUGUUGACAAAAUUAUAAACAAUACAAUUGACUCUCGAUUGCACCUUUUGUUGGAUCAACCAAUCAAAAUUAUCUCUACGUCUCAAUACAAAAUCACCCUGACUAUUACACAACCAACAUAUCACUUGAAUAGUGGUCUGUUAAAAGUUAAUAGUGUUACUUGUACCAAUGGGAAACAGGAAUGCCGACAAUUCAUCAUGGAUUGGAAUAAACUGAUCUCUAAUCCGACUUAUGCCGAAUGUGAUGACAUUGAUGCCCAAUACAGAGCAGCUGAACUUUGCCUUGGGGAGUUUAUUGGUGAUCCUGAAGUAAUCCGUCACCCGAAAUCGCAAAUGAAUAAUGUUGGUCUAACUUCAAUUUUAGAAUGUAAUAUAAGAAACGUUGAAUCUUAUAAAUGGUAUAAGAAUAAUAAGCGCUUUCCUAACAGUGGGCCAACUUAUAGUUUACAACUGGAAGAAGAGCAGGAUCAGGGCGAUUACAUGUGUCUAGGUUUCAGAUCUCAGGAUUCAAAGUACAUAACGUCGAACAUUGCAACAGUCUUAAUUACAGGUGUAUCUACAUUUAGAGUACAUGUUAAAUUCAAUAUUUCUUACAAAGAAGGCUAUAACAACAGCAAAAGUGAGGUAUUCAAGAACUUUACGAGAAACUUAGAAACAGCAUUGAAUGGUGAAAUACUCACGACAUUUAAGAUGCUCGUCACAAGUAUCACGCCUGGAAGUGUCAUUACGGAAAUGGAGCUGUAUUUCACAGACCAACCUCAAAAUGCCUCAGCUAUCAGUGUGAUGAUAAACGACUCCUUAUUAUCAUUACCAGAAUACGAAACGGACCCUAGCUAUAUCGAUGUCAUGAGUAUAUCGACCUGUAUUGGAGAAGAUGUAAGGCAAGGCGGUAUUUUGUAUAGCUUCCCAGAUGCUUCGAUUGGAACAACUGCAGAAUCGAUGCAAACCUGCCCUCUCGACUCCGACAAAGGUAUUUCUGUCAGUUCAGCAACACGUUACUGUGGAGGAAAUUUUGUAUCGGGUGCUAAAUGGAGUGGUUUAGAACUUAUGGACUGUGGCAUAGGAAACCCAUCAACACGAAUUCAAAAUAUAAAAGAAGUUGAGGUUACUCAAAACAAUGCUGCAGAUAUUGCCGACGCACUAGCAAUUGUUACAAACAGUACUGCUAGCUUAGAUGAAGCUUCCAUUAUGAUUGUGUCAAGUAUUUUAGAAGACAUUGUUGAACUUGAAAUCCCAGAAGAAUCGGUAACUUUGGACGUAGUUGAAAUUGUCGACAACGUAAUAGAAUCCAUUCUACUCGAAACAUAUCAAUUAAUGAGAGAAACAGCGUCCUCGUUUGUGACAUCAUUAGAGAGACAACUUGCAACAGUAGCAGCCGCAGGCAUGAAUUUUACUAGCGUAAAUCACUAUGUCGGCGUAAUGACGCUAGCAAUUAGCUCAGAUGCUUUAAAAAAAGGUCUUGCGUAUGUGGAAUUAAUAGAUAGCGAUUCUUUUGAUGACACACUUCAGCCAAAUAAUGUAAAAACUUUUUUUGAGAUAAUUUUCCCCAUUGAUAUGGUAGGAGCUUCCAUCGCUCUUUCUCCUAAUAUUAGCUCUAUAAGCAAGGCUCAAACAGGAGAUGAUGAGAUUCGGGUGUAUUUUACUGUGUACCAGAAUGAUUCGCUGUUUAUUUCAAACAAAUUGGCAAAUGAGUCUGAGGAAAGCUUUACACGGCUGGUUGGCAGCCAUAUUAUUUCAGCUUCGAUAGAGGCAGUGAAGAUUGACGAAUUGGUACAUCCCAUAAAAAUGGCUUUCUUUCCCCGUUUUGAAACUAUUCACAACACAGAAUGUGUUUUCUGGAAUUCUCUUGAUAAUGGCGUGGGUGAUUGGUCAAAUGAAGGUUGUACGCAUAACGGGACAGUAGAUGGCCGUGAAAUAUGCUUAUGUGACCACCUUACCAACUUCGCUAUUCUUGUUGAUUAUUAUGAACCCAAGAAAUCUAAGUUCCAAGACUUCUUGACUAUUAGUAGUUUGAUUGGAUGUAUCGUGUCUGUUGUUUGUUUAGCAUUCACCAUUGUUACAUACCUUUAUUUUAAGCAACUUAGAAGCAAGAGGCCCAAAAAGAUACUUAUAAACCUAUCAAUAUCGUUGUUUUUUCUGAACCUUGUGUUUGCGAUUGGGAUUGAAAAGACAAGUUCAAAAAAUUGGUGUAUAACCAUUGCCGCAUUGCUCCAUUAUUUUGCACUGGCUUCAGUUUUCUGGAUGUCGAUAGAAGCUCUAAACAUGUACCUCAUGUUUGUGAAGGUCUUUUACGAUGAUAUUCGUUAUUUUAUGCUGAAAGUAUGCGUAGUGGGAUAUGGUGCACCUUUAAUCAUCGUUGCAAUUUGCUUGGGAAUUGAUAUUAACCACUACGCAAAUGAAAACUACUGUUUUGUUCCUUCGGGUAAUGUUCGAAAUUUCAGCAUUAUCUUGGUGAUUGGUGUCCUUCUGUUGUUUAAUUGCGUUGUAUUCGCGUUAGUCAUGCGUACUCUUAUUUGCGGGCGAAAAGUUGCCAAAGCAAAGAGGGGAAUACUCAUCAAAAGUUUUCAGAAUGCUAUCGCGGUUUCUGUCCUAAUUGGCCUCCCGUGGGUUUUUGGGUUCAUGGCAAUUGAUUCCGACUCGUCUGCGAGGGAUUUGUUUCAGGCUUUAUUCAGCCUUUUUAACUCACUCCAAGGCCUCUUUAUUUUCCUUCUGUUCUGCGUAGGACAGAAAGAUAUUCGCGAUGCAUGGAAGGGCUGCUGCAAGAGAGGUAAUAGAGGAAGUAGUGCGAAGGUCAAGGAGCAGGGAAUUCAACAUAUGGGUCGCUUGGACAAAGAAAUGAUUCAAAGAGCCGAGAUGUCGUACGAAACAACCGGUUUCCGUUGAUUGUGCAUCGUUUUAACGUUCUACAAGUGCAUCUCGUUUUUGACCUUUAGUUCAUUAUCUUAUGACAACAACCGUUUAGUAGGUCUACCUACCAUUAUUAGAAACACUCAUCAUUUGCAGAGUAUGUUUCUGAUAUAAUAUUAUUUACCCAGACGUGUUUUAAUAUCUUAGUUUAUAUAAUUUUAGGUUUAUGGUAUGAUAUCAGCUUUACUAUAUUUUAAGUUCAAGUUUAGGUAAUACCUACACAAAAUAUCAAAUUAAAUUGAUACAACUGCAAACAUUCACGGAAGUUAACAUGACGUUGCUUAUUUCGCAUCGUUUACGCUUUCCAAAUAGAUCGCUUUAUCAAAGAAAUAAUUCAGAGAGCCGAGAUUUUUGUAGAAAAGCAGCGGUUUUUUUUUAUUGAUUUCCCAUCAUUCGCAUUUUAGAAAUGCAUCUCGUUUUUAGCUAUUAAUCAUUAUCUUAUGACAACAAUUGUUUAGUUAGUCUACCUACCAUUAUUAGAAACACUCACUAUCUGCAGAUAAUACACAGAAUAUACAAUUAAAUAAAUGCAACUGCAAGAAAUAUCACGUAAGAGAGUAGUGCUUACAAGUAGCAUAUCCAGACACUACCUGCAGCGUAUUUUUCUUACAUAAUAUUAUAGAGUAUAAAGUAUACCAUAAUAAAAUAUAAUAUUAUCAACUUUAUUAUUAUAUUUUGUUUGAGUAUAUUAGUUACACAGAAUAUCAAAUAGAUGCAACAAGAAAGCUUAAGGAAAUUAUCAUGUGUUUAGUAGGUCUACCUAUCAUACUCAGACUUUUUUUUUUUUUUUUUUUUAAUUAUUCAUAAGGUUAUUUUAUGGUAUAAUAUCUUUAUAUAAGAAAUUCUAGUUUAGGUAACACUGGAUAUUAAAUUUAAUUGAUUCAACUGCAAGAAAGCUCACUGAAUUUAACAUGAUAAAAUAAUAUGUUACCUAUUACUGUAGAUGCUUGUUUAUAUCGGAUAUUAUAAUUGGUACAUAUAACUACUUUUCUUUAUCAUUUAUAUUGUUUAAUAUAUACCGGUACCGUAAGUCACUAAAUAAAAUAUGUUGUAACUACUUUUAAAGAAUUACUAGUUCAGUUUCAAUAAUUGUGAAAAUCCAUAUCGCUUUGAUUUUACCUUUUACGGUUCAGUUGAUUUAAAGGUGUGGGCUAGCUAAUUGUUUACAACUACUGCUAUGUAAAUUAUUGUUACGCUUUGAGCAUUGGAAUUGGUCAUUCUCCAGCCACAUUAGGAGGUGAUUUUUGAAUAGUUAUCUUUAUCGGGAAAAAAAAAUGUGUUGUCUACCUGGACUAAUUUUUAGGUACGACUAGAUCUACCGAGCGCAUUCACGGGACCUUCACUGUUGUUCUUAAAUGCCCAGCAUGAUUCCGACUCUAAUGUCUUAUUCUCUAGGUCUACACAGACUUGCUCAAAAAUUAAGUUACUUGCUUACUCACCACUCUACUGAUAUCAUUCCUGGAUUUUCUUACUCUUUUGCUUCUGGGUGUUUGGCGAUGAUGAUGUGCCCAUUAAACUUAUUUCUAAUCUUCGAGUAGCUUUCGAUAGUUUCUGAUUCCAAUAAAUUUGUUUUAUAAUGCAUGUACGUUUAAAAUGCUAAAUAUAUAAAUAAAAUAUACUGCAUAGACAAUAUUAA
This is a messenger RNA of Anneissia japonica, 5091 nucleotides long. Its product is annotated as adhesion G-protein coupled receptor G6-like. Lineage: Eukaryota; Metazoa; Echinodermata; Crinoidea; Comatulida; Comatulidae. Gene Ontology annotation, molecular function: G protein-coupled receptor activity. The record is from RefSeq and is a predicted model, not a curated record. Gene Ontology annotation, cellular component: membrane. The coding region runs from base 12 to 3431 and encodes 1139 amino acids. The transcript has 15 exons. Gene Ontology annotation, biological process: cell surface receptor signaling pathway; G protein-coupled receptor signaling pathway.